Lactuca virosa is the source of this 324-nucleotide messenger RNA. NCBI's taxonomy places the organism in Eukaryota, Viridiplantae, Streptophyta, Magnoliopsida, Asterales, Asteraceae. The record is from the annotation of a GenBank genome assembly.
AUGGCUGGUUCAUCAGAAACUCCAUCUGCCGCUGAUAAGACUGCUUCUUUAGGGCUACUGGGCAUCAAGGCUAUCCAGAAUCUCAUCUUGGACAUUGAUCCAUCCAAGUGUGACGCCUUUCUCCAACCAUUGAUCGAAUGCCUUAGAUACUCUCCUUUGGCUACUGCACUAUCAAAGACAGAGAAUUUUCCAUUGGCUCUUCUAUCCAAAGCUUACUCUAGUGAUCGUUAUCAAGAGAGUAGUGCUACUAUUACUUUCGAGCUUGGUAAUCUUCAAACAACAAUCACCAAGUCCAGAUUCAGUCGAUUAAUGGGGUUUCUCUGA